Fomitopsis serialis is the source of this 1091-nucleotide messenger RNA. RefSeq lists its product as uncharacterized. The transcript has a single exon. The record is from RefSeq and is a predicted model, not a curated record. NCBI's taxonomy places the organism in Eukaryota, Fungi, Basidiomycota, Agaricomycetes, Polyporales, Fomitopsidaceae. Bases 421 to 1041 code for a protein of 206 amino acids.
GUACACCCUCGCUGACCGUCCCUGCCUCGCCGUUCCCGCUCCUAGUGCCCGUGCCAGCAGGCGUAUCGACGAACACGAAGCUCGUCGUGCGCUCUGCUGGCCACGACGAUGGCAAUUCCUCUUUCCGGGACGACCCAUGUGUUGUGCCCGCUGUUACACACGGCAACACGGCGGACACACAGCGCUGCGCGUCUGACGUGUCCGUUUACUUGCUACUGUCUGCGCCAGCAGAGGUACCAAUGAGCAAGAAGCCCGUGGUACGUGCUGCUGGCCACGAAGACGGCGUUUCCAUCUUCCGGGACGACCUCAUGGUCGUACCCAACGUUUCGCAUGGCAACACGUCGGACGAUCGCUGCACGUCCGACGUGCCCCAUCUUCCUAUGAACCGCCGCACGGAGGGUACGUCGAGCAUACAGCUCGAUGUACACACUGUGGACGAGAGCAACUCCCCGCCUGGUGUACUGGCGAACGUACCCGGCGCGCUCGUCGACCCCUCAUGCGCGAGUGACGGUUCCGUGGUGCGCCUCACGACCGUGCACCCAGUACACACGUCACCAGCCGCAGUGCCCGCGUCGGAAGGCAACACAACGACCAAUGAGUGCAUUGCGUGCCUCUCCGUUGUCAAGAACGGGAUGCUGGGCCCAUGCAGCAGCACGGCCAUUGUGCCUGCUGCUCCCACUUCGCGAGACAACACGUCUGGAGAGUCUCCGAGUUCUACCAGGCCGUCUCCCCCUUUUCUUGUGCCACCGCACGCAGCGGAUACGCCGAGCUCGUCGCUCGAUGUGUCCCCCCAGGACUUUCUUGUGGAUGUGCACGAAGCACGCAAGUCUGUGCUCGCCGCCCUCCACCAUAUCCAUAACUCAUAUAGUGAUGCGCCUGGGGAACUUCUUGGUUCUGCCGGACCGUCCUAUUCUUCCUCUAUGCCCUUUCGUGCUCUGUGCACGUCGAGCCCUCCACUCGAUGUGCUCACGGCCGACUUCCGGGGCGUGCGCGACACAUCCACAAGCGUGCUCGCCGCGACCCCUCAAGCUUCCGUCUUGAUGCAGACGUGUCCGGUGUCCACACCGACGCAUGGUACAACGAGCACCGAG